AUGCCAGGCCUGGAGGAGUUUCUUAAGAAGAACCCUGAGGUACAGCCAUCUCUGCAAAAGUAUCUUCAAUCACUUUCUGCAGAGGAUCGCUGCACUGUAUUUAAGAGCGCCCAAAAUGUGUGCUUUGAGCCCGCCUUGCACUUUGCACAACUCACUAGUAGCUCUCCUAUGACCAUCAAACCCCUUCCAGAUUUGGGAGGCCGUGUGCUUAACAUCUGUGGAUAUCCAGAUAAGGGACAGCAGAGUGUACAGGACGAAGCAUUCAAUCUUGGAAAGAAGCUUCUUGAAGAAGGGAAGGUUGCAGCCCUCAUUAUGGCAGGAGGCCAAGCAACGCGGUUAGGGGCAUCUGUACCAAAAGGUGUCUUCCCUAUAAAUUUUGGGGAACGUGCUGGCUGCCUCUUAGAAAUCCUUAUUCGCCGGGUUCACAACAAGGGGCAUAAUAUACCAAUCAUUAUUCUUUUGUCCCCGGCCACAGAGCAGGCUACAAAGGAUCAUCUAAGGGAAAAGUCAUACUUUGGCUAUCCUAACGAGCUCAUAUUUUACUGCACCCAAGACCACUAUCCAGCAUUCAGUGCUGAUGGGAAGAUACUACUUGCUAAGCCUCUAGAGGUCUUCUCCGCUCCAAAUGGGAAUGCAGGUUUUCUACGUGCCAUGAUGAACGCAAAACUGCUAAAAACUCUGUCAGCGCGAGGAGUAGAGUUUCUCCAUAUAGUUGGUGUUGACAAUCCGCUGAUACCCUUGUGCGAUGAGUUGACUGUGGGGUUUGCCAAGCUACGAUCUCUUGACAUCUUGAAUCGCGUAAUCCCAUGCCAGUCUGGAAAGAAGGAGGGUAUUGUUGGAGUGCGAAGCAUCACACAAGAGUGGCAAGCGCCGCUAGUCCCGAGGGACCUUCUUGAUUUGCAGCUACCUGACCAAGCUCCGUCCGUCUUAGAGUACUCUGAACUUCCUUCAGAUUAUAGUUACGCCUCCCAGUACGCCAACAUAAUGAACCAUGUGUUAUCGCUGGCCUAUCUGGAAAGGGUUGCGGGUUACAUGGAGAAACUUGACGUGGAGGUGGUGCCCUAUCACAUCGCCAUAAAAAGCGGAAGCAUCUAUGACUACGAGAACAAGACAAAUAUCACCCUGUCCAUCCCCUCUGUCUAUAAGAUAGAGCACUUUAUCUUUGAUAUCUUUCACUUCUGUCCGCUGGAGAGGUUCGGUAUCAUCAUUAGCGACAGAGCAACAGACUUCUCACCAAUCAAGAACGCUGUAGGCGAAGAUUCAGUUGAAUCAGCUCGUCAGGCAUACCACUCUAGCGUGAAGGCCGUCUAG
This is a messenger RNA of Giardia duodenalis, 1311 nucleotides long. Its product is annotated as UDP-N-acetylglucosamine pyrophosphorylase. Bases 1 to 1311 code for a protein of 436 amino acids. The transcript has a single exon. Gene Ontology annotation, molecular function: UDP-N-acetylglucosamine diphosphorylase activity. NCBI's taxonomy places the organism in Eukaryota, Fornicata, Diplomonadida, Hexamitidae. The record is from RefSeq and is a predicted model, not a curated record. Gene Ontology annotation, biological process: UDP-N-acetylglucosamine biosynthetic process.